Saccharomyces mikatae IFO 1815 is the source of this 768-nucleotide messenger RNA. RefSeq names its product Dal82p (gene DAL82). Bases 1 to 768 code for a protein of 255 amino acids. The record is from RefSeq and is a predicted model, not a curated record. NCBI's taxonomy places the organism in Eukaryota, Fungi, Ascomycota, Saccharomycetes, Saccharomycetales, Saccharomycetaceae. The transcript has a single exon.
AUGGAUGAAUCAGUAGAUCCUGUAGAGCUGCUUCUGCGAUUGCUGAUACGACAUAAGCCCCAUCUUAAACCUUAUGCUUACAAACAGGAUAGUUGGCAAAGAGUGCUCGAUGAGUACAACAGACAGACUGGAUCAAGAUAUAGACAAUCGAGAACGUUAAAGACCAAGUUCCGUCGACUGAAGGACCUUUUUAGUGCAGAUCGAACACAGUUCUCACCUUCUCAGCUCAAGCUAAUGGGAGCGCUCUUGGACGAGGCACCAGAGCAUCCAAAACCAAGAACUAAAUUUGAUAAUGAAUCAUCUUCAUCUUCAUCCUCUUCUUCCUUCGUCAAAGGUCAUCCAGGACCUGAUCUCUUUCAACAGUUGUCAUCAGUCGAACAUAGAAAUAACCAUAGUUCUGACGAAGAGCAUUCAGGAUCUCAACCUCUGCCCUUAGAUUCAAUAACAAUUGGAAUUCCGCCUACCCUCAACACUAUCCCUAUGAUUUUGUCCAAGGAUAGCGACGUUGGGAAAGUCAUUAAGAGUCCUAAGAUAAACAAGAACACCAACAGGUUCAGUGAAACGGCGCUACCUCCACACAUUGGUAAUGAGCAAUCCUGGUCAGAUUCUAAUUUGGAGUUGGAAAUAUGUUUAGAUUAUCUUCACAACGAGCUCGAAAUGAUCAAAAAGAGGCAAGAGGAUUUUGAGUGCAAAGUCCUAAACAAGCUCAACAUUAUUGAGGCUCUUCUUUCACAGGAGCGGUCACCCAACCGAGGAGAUAAACUAUAA